Messenger RNA from Miniopterus natalensis, 2101 nucleotides. The record is from RefSeq and is a predicted model, not a curated record. Lineage: Eukaryota; Metazoa; Chordata; Mammalia; Chiroptera; Miniopteridae.
CUGACUGGGAUUCGAACCCUGACCUCCUGGUUCAUAGGCUGACACUCAACCUCCAAGCCACGCCGGCCGGGCUCCAGCACUUUCUAACAGUCCAUUUGGGGUUUAAUAAUUGGCUUUGUUAGAGGGCUUGUGAUGUUCGUUGCUGGGCCCUGCUUGGGUGUAGACCCUGCGUGAUGCUUCCUCCCACACACCUGAGACAACACCUGCCAUGGUCACGGCAGAAGCCAGCAGGCCAGGCCCCAGGAGCCCCCUGGCAGACUCAGACCUGUGCUCUUCACAGGCCCCGCCAUGUCUGGGCCCCAGACCCCAGAGCCAGCCCUUGACGAUCAGGGAGACUCCCCCACGGACACCAGGGAGGAGGACACCGCCGCUGCGACCCAGCACUCCCACCGCAUGCUCAACUUCAGCGAUGCUCUGCUGUCCAUAAUCGCCACCGUCAUGAUCCUGCCUGUGACCCACACGGAGAUCUCCCCUGAGCAGCAGUUUGACAGAAGUGUACAGAGACUCCUAGCCACCAGGAUUGCCGUCUACCUGAUGACGUUCCUCAUCGUGACCGUGGCCUGGGCAGCACACACCAGGUUGUUCCAGGUGGUUGGGAAAAUAGACGAUACCCUGGCCUUGCUCAACCUGGCCUGCAUGAUGACCAUCACCUUCCUGCCGUUCACAUUUUCCUUAAUGGUGACCUUCCCCGAGGUACCUCUGGGCAUCUUCUUGUUCUGUGUGUGUGUCAUCGCCAUUGGGGCUGUGCAGGCGCUGAUCGUGGUGUAUGCAUUCAGCUUCCCUCACCUCCUGAACCCCCGGAUAGGGCGCUCCGCCCACUGUGGCCUGUACCGGCGGCAUGUCCUGCAGAUCAUCCUGCGGGGCCCAGCGCUGUGCUUCUUAGCCGCAGGCUUCUCCCUGUUCUUCUACCCACUGUCAUACCUGCUGAUGGCGACCGUCAUCUUCCUCCCCCACGUCAGCAAGGCCGCCGGCUGGUGCAGGGACAGGCUCAUGGGCCCCCGGGAACCCCCGGCUCACAGCAUGGAGUUCUUCACAUUUGACCUGCAGGAGCCCCUCAGUAAGGAACGGGUGGAAGCCUUCAGCGACGGGGUCUAUGCCAUCGUGGCCACACUCCUCAUCCUGGACAUCUGCGAGGACAGCGUCCCAGACGCCAAGGACGUGGAGGAGAGGUUCCACGGCAGCCUGGUGGCCGCACUGAGCGCGUACGGGCCACAAUUCCUGGCGUAUUUCGGCUCCUUCGCCACCGUGGGCCUGCUCUGGUUUGCCCACCACUCGCUGUUCCUGCACGUGCGCAAGGCCACACAGUCCAUGGGGCUGCUCAACACGCUCUCGCUGGCCUUCGUGGGUGGCCUCCCGCUGGCCUACCAGCAGACCUCGGCCUUCGCCCGGCAGCCCCACGAGGAGCUCGAGCGCGUGCGGGUCAGCUGUGCCAUCACCUUCCUCGCCAGCAUCUUCCAGUUCGCUGUGUGGACCGCAGCCCUGCUGCGCGAGGCGGAGACCCUGCAGCCCUCUGUGCGGUUCGGGGGCCAGGAGCACGCCUUCAUGUUCGCCAAGCUCGCCCUAUACCCCUGUGCCAGCCUGCUGGCCUUCCUCCUCACCUGCCUCCUGAGCAGGUUCAGCACGGCCAUCUUCCACGUCAUGCAGAUCGCCGUGCCCUUCGCCUUCCUGCUGCUGCGGCUCCUCGUGCGCCUGGCCCUGGCCCUCCUGCGGGCCCUGCAAGGCCUGGCCCAGCCCGCACACUGCGCCGAGGACCCGCUGCUUCCUGCUUCCUGCUAGUGCCAGACCCUGCCCAGGUGGGCUUGUGAUGUCAGUGCCCAGCUCUAUCCUGGGCCCGCACAAGCUCACGGCUGCGUGGGAGCUGGCAGUCGGGUGGUUGGGGGCUGGUGGAGCCUAGCCGCAACCCCUCAGCCUUGUUGGGGAGCAGGGGGUGUGCUGUGGUCCUAGGUCCUCUGGGCCAGGCAGCCCCUCCCGGGACCCCUUGGCCCAGUCUGAUCUCCCCUCCCUACAUGCAGAGCUCCCUGGCAGCUGCCAGGCUGCAAACCACCCCUCCCUGUGCACCGGUCCUUACACAGAGACAGGAGUGAGACAGCAGCCAAGGCCA